CGGGCAUUAAUUGUCCCAGGUAGCUGCCCUGCCUCAUGGCGUCCGCACCUGGGUCGCGCAUUCAUCCAUAGAUAGCUCACAUGGUCACUCACAAGAUCCACACCGUCACAUCACGGCAUAUUGCUACUAUACAAGACGACAUGAUACCACAUGGAACACACACAGAGAGAAAACACACAAGAAGCGCCUCGUUCGUCACACAAGCGUCCUGAUGUGCACAUCAGCCAUGUUCGUCACGAGAGCAGCGGGCGGGAACAUCGGGGCGUCAGGGACACGGUGGUGUCCCCAAUAGGGCUGGCGAGGGGCUUCUUGGGGAGGCUCAGCCUGCUGGGGGGGUGGCCGGCCAUACUGUGAGUAGGGGUGGGGAUGGGGGUGUGGGGCAGGUCUGAGCCCAGGUGGCGGCCGCUGGCUGCUCAGCGUCUCCUCAAGCUCUUCCAAUGUGACGCCUUGGCGCAGUAAGGCCUCGCGGAGCGCCCUGACAGACACGAUGGAUGACGGACACAGACAGACAAGGGUGGUCGGCUAAUUAAUGCAAGUGGUUGUGUUGUGUGCGGCUGGUCUCUCUCGCCUUUGCUGCUUGAAGUUGUUGGCCCAGUACUCGAUGGGAUCACGGGUGCGGGUGAACACCUACACACAGCAAACACAGCACGGUCGAUUCAUUCGUGCCUUCGUGAGUGACGUGACGGCAUCCAUCGUGCUCACCGAUGCGGGGAAGAAUGUCCGGGCUGAUCGGCCGAAGAACAUGGCCUCGCCGAGACUGUCCACCAUCUAUAGACACAUCAAGGAAAGGCACGCCGAGUGGUCUGCUCACUUCACCACUUGUCUUUUCUGGUGCCUCCCUCACUGACCUUCCUGUGGCUCUGCAGCUGUGCCCUCUCCGCAUAGAUGGGCCACACCUCGUUGAUGCGCCCCGUCAAGUUCUGCCAUGCCAUGCAGCAAAGCGGAUGACAUGAGGGCAACAGACACACCAUGCCGCACUUGAACCGUGUGUUGGUUUACCGCGAUCCUCUGCUGGUGGGUGGGGUGCGUGUUCAUCCACGCAGGGAUCACUGACGUCGGGUCUGCAUGCCACGCACACACAGACAUGCGGACGGCAGGCAGGAAAUCGGUAAGAGCAUCCACACACACGGCAAAUGAAUGAGUACAGUGAGGGCAUCCAUCGUCACUUACCGACUUCGAACUCAGUGUCACCCAGGUCCUGUGGAACGACACGGCGCGACAAAGGACAUGUCAGUCACACAUACACACACGUGCACCCAUCAUGUUGUUUCGUUACUUACCAUCAUGGUCGUCCACAACUUGACGGCUGAUAGGGGAUUGUACCUGAUUGCAAUGACACCACACACACACACAGAUGUCUGUCGGCAGCCACAUCCCUUUUCCCUUGGCCAGCCCACCCUGCCCUGGCCAUGAGUUCGACCCCCAUGUCAUCCGCCUCCUUCUCAAGCCAACGCGAAUACGGCAAAUCUACACACACACACACACGCACGCACACACACACACGCACGCACGCACACACACAGAGAGAGAGAGAGAGGAAUGUACUGCCUCUUUCUUUCUGAGGUUGUGAUGUGGCUGACCGGUGAAGAAUGUCUGUGCGACCGUAACCAUCAUGGACGCCACGAAUGCCUUGAAGGUGGUCACGAGGCUCAGCGGCCACGUCAGCUUGGCGAUGGGGAUCGACGCCACCAGACCGGUGAUGACGGCCAGCGCUGAAGCCCUGGAGAGGUUCUCCAUGCCGUGACGCGCCAGCACGUGUGACAUCUCGUGGGCCAGCACCGACGCCAGACCCUCCUCGUUGCCCGCAACCUCGAUCAUCCCCGCGUAUAAGAAGAUGGUUCCUGCAUCAGAUCAAAUGUCACACAACAGACAGAACAGGACAGAAGGGGCGUGUCCCAUAAUGGGCAAAAUGCUGUCCAUCCAUUUGUUUGAUGCUGAGAGCUCAACUGACCCAGCGGCGUCGCGAAUGCGUUUCUUUCCUUUGAGGGCACGAUGACGAUCCGCCACACGCGGGUCAUCAGAUCCUCGCGACUGCACAGCUCUGGCGGCACCGCAGCAAGGAUUUUCUGAUCACCAUACACACACGCGCACACACGUACUUGCAUGCUGUGUGUGUGGUGUGUGUGGAUCAUUGAUCAUUCCCACCCGUUUGACGCGGUCGAUGGCUAGGUGCAGCUCGUGGUGUUCGGGCACGACGGGGAUCUGCUUGCUCUGGAGGUUCUCUAUCAGGCCCUUCACCACCUCUUUGCCGAUGUCAGUCUCCUACACCAUCACCCACACACAGCACACAAAGAGGUGCCGCUUUCCUUCCAUCCGUCCAUCCAUGGGAGCUGUGCUCACGUACAUUCUCCCUCGUGAACAGAAUGACCCGCCACCGCUUUGUCAUCGGCUGAAGGAGAGAAACGACACACAGAUGAAUGAAAGGAGGAAUGAAUAAGAAAGGACACAAACAGGAUGUGUGGGCAGUCAUGGAGCACCCCGACGCACAUUCUGGUCGAAGGAGGUGGCCACGACCGACCCAGACAGUAUGAACGGCAGCAGCGACACAGCUAUCACCACCGGCCUGUACUUGGGCUUCUUGCCCGUCACGCGCCACACAAAGGGCAGGAACCGGCUGGCCAUCGAGCUGAUGUUGAUGAUCAGCGGCUUCAACUUGGCGAACAGCGGGAGCUUGGCGCCCAGCGCCUUGAGAGAGGUAGCCAGAACCGCGAACAGCUUGCCAAGACCCAACUUGGACAGCAACGCCUUCGCACCGAUAACGGCUCCAUAGAUGACAGGUACGAGAGGGGGGGCGGGGCGGACGGGACUCACAUGGACGAAUCGACGAGAGGCCUUGACGACCAGCUGGUGGGUCGGGGCACCCUCCGCUGGUCUCGACAAGAUGUUGGCCGUCCGCCUGAUGCAUCCAUUGUCUGACGGGGCGGCCGUGUGGAACGCUAUCGCCCGCUGCCUCAGCACCGCCCUGUGCAGUGCAGAUGGGCCAUACGCCGCUCGUGACAAUGCCGCAUACGGCAAGAAGUGCCGCGAAUGAGUCGAUGCUGAUGAGGCCGACGUCCUCGAGCAGAUAGAGAGGGCAUCACUGUGGUCCCGCCUCGGCUGCAGACAGGUGUGCUGCCUGCCUGCCGCUCGCAGAGCAAUGCUGAAUCGGUUCCUGAACAUCAGAGAUCUUCAGAGAUGGAUCCUCAGAGAUAAAGCGCCGUGGGAUUCAGUCUGCAAGGCCGUGUUAUCGUGACGUUUUCA
Molecule: messenger RNA, 3240 nt
Organism: Vitrella brassicaformis
Lineage: Eukaryota; Vitrellaceae
Source: the annotation of a GenBank genome assembly